AUGUCUCGCGAAUUCUUAGACGAGAACCAGCGUCGAAAUAUCCCUCUCUACGAUUAUUACGAGGAAGAAGUCGUAGCUGACAACGCUAAUGUUCCCUCCGUCGCCGCAGGCGCAGCGCCGCCCCCGUCCACGCCCGGUUUCCUCGCACCGACCUCAACAGCCCCAGAUGCAGGAAAAUUCAUGUGCUGCGUGAGCACCGAUGACCUUGUCAGCUGGGUCGACAUCCCUGACAUCCUCUCCCAAGACUUGCAAACCCUCUCCCACAGGGGCAUGUACGCGGUGUCGAUGCGGGACCGGGCGCGUAUCGAAGAGUUCGCCAUAAUCAGAGAGUUCGUCGACUGGCUGACGAGCCCUCGAUCGUCGCAGCUCCUCAUCGAGGGUGAUUAUAGCCCGUUGGCUUACAUGUCCGGCCUGUCGCACUUCUGUGUGUCCCUCGAGCGCGUGCUCGCGCGGCGCGCACCUCGUUCCAUCCCGCUGGUCUUUUUCUGCGGGCUGCACACCGAGCUGUUGGGCGACGCCCACACUGGCGGCCGCGCACUGGUCCAAAGCUUCAUCCGCCAGCUGCUGGACUACAUCAAACGCUAUCAGCUGAGCUCCUUCAACGGCGGCGGAAUUCCCUUGCCCUCUUGGGCGAUUCCCAGCAUCCGGGCCGGCGACCUGAGCGCUCUAUGUGUGCUAUUCGAGUCCCUCGUGCGCUUCUUGCCCAGUGGCGUUGCCUUGUAUUGUCUGGUGGAUGGCGUGGCGUUCUUUGAGGGGGACGGAUUUCUGGAGGACCUGACGCGUGUGUUAGAGCCAAUCCUGCAGCUUUCGCGUCAAAGAGAAACGGAUGCCUCUCUCAAGUUGCUGCUUACGAGUCCGACAUUCACGCUGGAGAUGCACCGGUGGUUCCCAUUACAAUCGAGAUUGUCGAUGGGUGGGAUGAGGGGAGGAGGGCCGAUUGCUAACAGCGAGAGACUUGAGCAAGAACUGGCCUCUGCACUUCAAGUUGAGGAUGGGGAGCAAUAA
Molecule: messenger RNA, 1005 nt
Organism: Diaporthe citri
Lineage: Eukaryota; Fungi; Ascomycota; Sordariomycetes; Diaporthales; Diaporthaceae
Exons: 1
Coding region: 1-1005 (334 amino acids)
Source: RefSeq, a predicted model, not a curated record